Zophobas morio is the source of this 519-nucleotide messenger RNA. RefSeq names its product histone H2A-like. Gene Ontology annotation, biological process: heterochromatin formation. Bases 1 to 432 code for a protein of 143 amino acids. The transcript is spliced from 2 exons. The record is from RefSeq and is a predicted model, not a curated record. Gene Ontology annotation, molecular function: protein heterodimerization activity; DNA binding; structural constituent of chromatin. NCBI's taxonomy places the organism in Eukaryota, Metazoa, Arthropoda, Insecta, Coleoptera, Tenebrionidae. Gene Ontology annotation, cellular component: chromatin; nucleosome.
AUGUCAGGACGUGGAAAGGGAGGAAAAGUCAAGGGAAAGGCGAAGUCCCGUUCGAGCCGUGCCGGUCUUCAGUUCCCCGUCGGCAGGAUCCAUCGUCUCCUCCGUAAAGGAAACUACGCCGAACGCGUCGGUGCCGGAGCUCCCGUCUACCUCGCCGCCGUCAUGGAAUAUCUGGCCGCCGAAGUUCUCGAGUUGGCAGGAAACGCCGCCAGAGACAACAAGAAGACCAGGAUCAUUCCCAGACAUUUGCAGUUGGCGAUCAGGAACGACGAAGAGUUGAACAAGCUCCUUUCCGGAGUGACGAUCGCCCAAGGCGGCGUUCUGCCCAACAUCCAGGCGGUCCUCUUGCCCAAGAAGACCGAAGCACAUCAUCGAUCCCCCGGCAAAUUUCGCCGACCCCACCGAAUCUCCAGAAGAAGUCUCCUCCGCUGAUCCAAGCAUAACCCACCCCAGGCAAUUGGUAGCCUACCUAACUCUCGUCCUGAUGGACCUAUUCCCACUCCAACGCCAACAAAUCCA